AGAUUUCCUUUUGGGAUGCUGAAAAUGUUCUGGAACUAAAUAGUGGUGAUGGUUGCACAACACCGUGAAUGGACUAAAUUCCACUGAGUUGUAUGAUUUAAAAUGGUUAAAAUGGUGAAUUUUUUGUUAUGUGAAUUUUACCUCAAUCAAUAAAAUAACAAAAAAGGAAAACCAACCAACCCAGGUGUGGAAGAAGAGGAGGAAGGAAAAGAUGAGGAAGCCAGAACACUUCUCUGAGCGUAGUUUCCUCCUCUGUAACAUGGUGAUAAGAAUGUCCCCAUCCACCAGCUGGCAUGAGUAAUACAUGAAUUAGAGUUACAUAAAAUGCUUAGCACAGUAGGCACUCAAAAUAAAUGUUAAUUGCCUUCUUUUCUAUGUAAGUGUCUAAAACUAUUUGUCCCCUUUAUUACCUUUAUUUCUGGUGACUCUGCAGUUGUGGCUCCAGCCAGACAGCUUGUUCUGACAAGGGCUUCCCUCAGUCCUCUCACACACAUGGCAGGCUGUUCCAUCAUCUGGGAUGUUGUCCUGUCUCCUGUGUUAAAGGCUAGUAUGGUCCUUGGACCACUGCCACAGAAUGACCUGAGAGCUGAUUCUGUGAAAUCCACCUUCUGAAUCGGACCCUGGGAUGCUUGGUCUGGAAUAAUCUGGAGGUCUGCAUUUUUAAUAAGUGCUCCGGGUGAUGAUCAGGCACAUUAAAGUUUGUCAUGACUGUUUUAAUUUAUUCCUGUCUGGACCAUCUCUUCCAGGAAGUCUGCUCAGACUCCUCCCGACCCGCUACCCCCGCCCCACCCCGAGAAGCACUCUGAUACCCAGAGUGCUCCUUCCCUGUGUCUGGUUCUGAGUGUCUGGGGCAGAGUCACCUCGGGUUCUGCUGGGUCUGCCCCUCCCAGGACUAGGACUGGGGAACUCCAAAGGACAGAUGCCCCGGUCUCUCUUUCCUCUUGUCACCCUGGUUCCUCCUGAGUGUAGGGUCUCCUGGGAUGCUGUAGGAAAUGAGACACUUUGGUUCUAAAGUCCUUGGAAUCCUAUUUCCUUCUACAGAUACUUGGGAGAACUUAGCUUUUCUCUCUUCCUGCCAUUCUACUUGGGAUUUUUCGAGAUGGUAUAGAAAAUUGCAUUACUGUGUCACAUCAGCCUUUGCUUUUCCCGUCCCGUCUCACCCCACAGGAUGUGCUAGGUGUGGGCUGGCCCCCAUCCCACCCUGACAAGUCACCAUGGAUCCUGGAGCCGGGCCAGAGUCAUCUCUGACUGUCAAUGAGCAGGUCAUCGUGAUGUCAGGCCAUGAGACCAUCCGAGUGCUGGAGGUUGGAGUGGAUGCCCAGAUCCCUGCUGAGGAGGAGAGCAAAGGACUGGAGGGUGUGGCCAGCAAGGGAUCCCAGAGCAGAGGCCCUGCUGAAGCCAGUGAACCUGCUGCUGAAGCUGGACCAGACAACCCAGACUCUUCUGCAGAGGCAACUGUGAAGUCACUCCCGGGGAUCGCUCCAAGCCCUGCCCCUGCUGUUGCCACCUUCAGCCAAGCCCCAAGCCAGCCUCAGUCCUCGCAGACCCUGACGCCACUGGCUGUACAAGCUGCCCCCCAGGUCUUGACUCAGGAAAACUUAGCCACAGUUCUGACAGGAGUUAUGGUUCCAGCAGGGGCAGUUACUCAACCUCUUCUUAUCCCCAUCAGUAUUGCAGGUCAAGUGGCUGGUCAGCAGGGGCUGGCCGUGUGGACAAUUCCUACAGCAACCGUGGCUGCCCUCCCAGGACUGACCGCUGCUUCUCCCACGGGGGCAAUUUUCAAGCCACCUUUAGCCGGUCUCCAAGCAGCUGCCGUGCUGAACGCCACUCUCCCGGCACCCGUUCAAGCUGCCGCACCAGUACAGGCCUCCUCGCCCGCCCAGCCCCGGCCACCAGCCCAGCCCCAGACGCUGUUCCAGACCCAGCCGCUGCUGCAGACCACACCUGCCAUUCUACCGCAGCCCACUGCUGCCACCGCUACUGCCCCCACCCCCAAGCCAGUGGACACCCCCUCACAGAUCACCGUCCAGCCUGCAGGCUUCGCAUUUAGCCCAGGAAUCAUCAGUGCUGCUUCCCUCGGGGGACAGACCCAGAUCCUGGGCUCCCUCACCACAACUCCGGUCAUUGCCAACGCCAUUCCCAGCAUGCCGGGGAUCAGCAGUCAGAUCCUCACCAACGCUCAGGGACAGGUUAUUGGAACACUUCCAUGGGUAGUGAACUCCGCUAGCGUGGCAGCCCCAGCACCAGCCCAGAGCCUGCAGGUCCAGGCUGUGACCCCUCAGCUGUUGUUGAACGCCCAGGGCCAGGUGAUUGCGACCCUGGCCAGCAGCCCCCUGCCUCCACCUGUGGCUGUCCGGAAGCCGAGCACACCUGAGUCCCCUGCUAAGAGUGAGGUGCAGCCCAUCCAGCCCACUCCAGCUGUGCCCCCGCCUGCUGUGGUGAUCGCCAGCCCAGCCCCCGCGGCCAAGCCAUCUGCCUCUGCUCCCAUCCCAAUUACCUGCUCAGAGACCCCUACGGUCAGCCAGUUGGUGUCCAAGCCACAUACCCCGAGUCUGGAUGAGGAUGGGAUCAACUUAGAAGAGAUCCGGGAGUUUGCCAAGAACUUUAAGAUCCGGCGGCUAUCCCUGGGCCUCACACAAACCCAGGUGGGUCAGGCUCUGACUGCAACAGAAGGCCCAGCCUACAGCCAGUCAGCUAUCUGCCGGUUCGAGAAGCUGGACAUCACGCCCAAGAGUGCCCAGAAGCUGAAGCCGGUGCUGGAGAAGUGGCUGAAUGAAGCUGAACUCCGGAACCAGGAAGGCCAGCAGAACCUGAUGGAGUUUGUAGGAGGUGAGCCCUCUAAGAAACGCAAACGCCGCACCUCCUUCACCCCCCAGGCCAUAGAGGCUCUCAAUGCCUACUUCGAGAAGAACCCACUGCCCACAGGCCAGGAGAUCACUGAGAUUGCUAAGGAGCUCAACUACGACCGGGAGGUCGUGCGGGUCUGGUUCUGCAAUCGGCGUCAGACGCUCAAGAACACCAGCAAGCUGAAUGUCUUUCAGAUCCCUUAAGGCUCAGCCCCCAGCCCUGUGUUCCAGCACUUUGUACUUUUCCCUUUGGCACCUGGCUGCAGCCACUGCUGUGACAGCACCUGUCAUUCUGCCAUGUGUGGCUGUGCUUGUCCUGGGUCAUGAGACUUCCCUGUGUGCAUGUGCGUCAGCUGCCUCCCUCCUCUUUCCCACAUAUCUCACAUCAUCAGGAUGGCAGAGGGCCCACCGAGAGCUCUAGGCUCAGGGCAGGUCACACUGAGGGAGGGGAUCUGUGGUGUCACUUAUAGAAGCACUUUGCUAAUGUGGUUUUCGAAGGGUGAAUUCUGGUUGGGAACCAGAAACUCCCCGUCUUUGGGGCAGGGCUGCAGUGGCCCCUAAAGACCACUGGCCAUUAGCUUUUGUUUUCCAUGGCAUUCUUUCUCCACCCUCUCUUCUCCUUUGCUCCUCUGUGUGAGUGUGGCGGGUAUGGCAGCUCAUCCAGUGGAACCACAGCCUCACCCCCCACCCCCAUUGCCUGCAGGCACACUGUCCCCUGAAGGGACCCAAGAGACACAAUUCCAAAAAGCGUGAUGUGCUGCUUGGAAAGUCAGACUCAGAGUCUGCCUUGACCUCAAGGUCAGAAGGUUCCCACACCCCUGGGGCCAGAACAUGGUGUCUCCUUUCCCACAUCUCCCUGGUUCCUUUGGGGGGAAAAUUGCACUAAAGCAGAACCCGUUCUUUUGUAAUCCCUGUUGGAAGGAAGCAACAGUGAACUUUAGCUGUCCUGGAGUUGACCUGGGUCUGCAGCAGGUCGGGAACUUAGUAAAUAAGGCCACCCUCCCAGAUUUUGAUCUAAUCUCUCUGUCCAUGGCCAUCUCCCCUCAAAACAGUGUUGCUAAGAGAACUUGCUGCCCAGAAAAUCUAACUGCCCAACUAAGCAGGCACUCUGCAGAAAAAUGAAAGGAAUGCUGACUCUCUUUCUCUGGUCCUCACACUCACCUCCAACCCAGUACUGAGGCCUUCUCAGAAGGGGCAAAUUAAACAAUAAACCAGAGAGCAAGGCCCAGGAGGAAAGGCCAACAUCCAGAAAGAGCUGAUGGCAGCCCAGGAAAGUGUCUUGUGGGAGGUGAUGUAACUCUAAUUUUCUUUGUAACUUUAAGCCUUGAGUGCUGAAGGAGAAGUCUUAUUUUGUCGAGCCUGAGACCACGUGUUUGUGUAAGCAAUCCCCCCUGUGCGCCCCUGGUCAAGAAUACCCCUGGAGCAGGAUGGGUUUUGCCUCUAGAGAGGGUAGCUAUGGUACGUCAAGGGUUGGCAUCUCAUCUGAGCUGCUGAGUGAGUUCCCCAGCCCCACGGUGGCUGGACAGCCCCUGGAACUCAGCAUGUGACUCCAGGAGGUCGGGAGAGCACUGAGAGGUUUGCUUAGUUGAGCCCAGACUUGCUGUG
Equus caballus (horse) is the source of this 4451-nucleotide messenger RNA. NCBI's taxonomy places the organism in Eukaryota, Metazoa, Chordata, Mammalia, Perissodactyla, Equidae. The record is from RefSeq and is a predicted model, not a curated record.